Anopheles marshallii is the source of this 1770-nucleotide messenger RNA. RefSeq lists its product as uncharacterized. Gene Ontology annotation, biological process: meiotic chromosome separation; proteolysis. Lineage: Eukaryota; Metazoa; Arthropoda; Insecta; Diptera; Culicidae. Gene Ontology annotation, molecular function: cysteine-type endopeptidase activity. The transcript is spliced from 6 exons. The record is from RefSeq and is a predicted model, not a curated record. The coding region runs from base 1 to 1770 and encodes 589 amino acids. Gene Ontology annotation, cellular component: centrosome; cytoplasm; nucleus.
AUGGACAAUUUAGAUUCUACACCUGCAGAAAAUACCGGUCUCAUGGGUUGUAAGUUAUUUGUGGAAUACAAACUACGUGCGGCCGUUGCACUAAACGAAGGAGAUAAACACAGUGCAAUAUUAUACCAAACUCUGUCGCUCGGUGCAUCGAAGCGUCAGAAAUACUCUCCAGCUUUCCGGGAAAAGUGUGAUCUAGAACAAUUGAUUGGAAAGGUAAUCAACAGUGAAGCGAACAAACAAAAGUCUGCAUCGCUCGCGAAUCGGGAUGAUUUUGCAGAUCUGUGCACACGUUGUGAGGAACUACCUGCCGAAUGGACGGUGAUACAGAUUGCGAAAGAGUACACACCAAUGGCCACCUGUCUAACGCACGAGGAACUGUUGCGCGAACCAACAUCGAUAUGGUUAACCGUGUUCCGGUGCAGUGAUCCGUGCGAAGGCACACCUUUCGAACCAAUUCUAAUCCCGCUGGAUCCGCCUACCGACAAACCAACCGCAAAAUAUCCCAACUACUUCGAACAUAUCGCAUCAAUUCCGCCUGAGAUUCGGAAUGCAAUCACCAACCACGAAUCGGCAGCGUCGACCGACAACCAAGCCAACAGUCUCGAAGCCGUAGAGCAGCUGAUAAGUUCAGCGGUGCAACGAACGUGUGAAUGGUUGGGUCCGUGGUCUAAUCUUCUGGUGGGGAAAUUUCGUUCGGCGAACGAUCAAAAGCUUGAAGGCUACAUUUUUAACCAAAUAGAAGAAUUUUGUGUGCACAAUCGCAUAAAUCGCACACGACGGCAACUGAUAUCACUCGUUGCACGUCGUCUAGAUUUAGUAGAUGACUUUCAGCUAUUCGAAUUGUGCUGCAGUGAGCAGCUCGAUUUAGAUGAUGCCAAGGCGGAAGCGCUGUACACUUUACUGGCCGAGAUGAAGCAGCAAAAGUUCCCCGAUAAGAAGGAAGAACGACUCAAUUGCUACCCGGUGCUGCUUGUAAUCGAUGAACUGCUCGAUAGCCUGCCGUGGGAAAUGUUACAUCCAACUGGAGAAUUUAGUCGGUUUACCAACUUAUGGACAUUGAGCGAACUGCAUCGAGCGCACGCAACACGAAUGAAGAACGGAUAUUUCAUGCUUUCGGCAAAACAAUGCUACACGAUCAUCAAUCCGGAUAAAAACCUUACCAAAAUGAGUGCACGGUUGCAGAUGUUCUACAAGGAAUGGUACCCCGACUUCGAGCUACUUAUCGACCAACCACCAAAGGAAAGUGAAUUCAGCGAAGCGUUGCACAUAUCAGAUGUACUUAUCUAUAAUGGUCAUGGAAGCGGUUUACAGUUUAUGAACGGUGAAACGUUACUGCAGCGUGAUAUUAAUUGCGUGACAUUUCUGUUCGGCUGUGAUUCUGUCCGGCUAUACUCGAACGGUCUGUUUACGGAAAUGACCGGCACGCACAUGUACUACAAUGCAGCCCACUGUCCCACCGUCAUCGGUGCUCUAUGGGUGCUGACCGAUUUGUUUACCGAUAUCUACUCGAUGCUACUCGUCGGCAACUGGAUACCGUCGACUAAUCCCAUCUAUGUCAAGCAUAACAUUUCUUCCCUGGACACGAUGGCGUUCAAAGCGGGAAAGUGGCAAUUCAAAAAAUCGUCCUCCAGCACAAAAUGUUUCGUUGGGAAACAUUCCAAUUUGUUGCGGCUGAUGGGUGACUGUAGGAUGUUUUACCACCUGCCGCUACGGAUUCGGUGUGCGCUCGUCUGCCGUGGUUUGCCCGUUAUUAAUGAAGCAUGCAUUUGA